Messenger RNA from Hemibagrus wyckioides, 2698 nucleotides. RefSeq names its product aldehyde dehydrogenase 9 family, member A1b (gene aldh9a1b). The coding region runs from base 233 to 1783 and encodes 516 amino acids. The transcript has 12 exons. The record is from RefSeq and is a predicted model, not a curated record. Gene Ontology annotation, molecular function: 4-trimethylammoniobutyraldehyde dehydrogenase (NAD+) activity; aminobutyraldehyde dehydrogenase (NAD+) activity. NCBI's taxonomy places the organism in Eukaryota, Metazoa, Chordata, Actinopteri, Siluriformes, Bagridae.
UAGACUAAUAUGGCGGCAGCUACUAAAGCUUCAAUAUUCAUUCCUUCACACUAGUGACAGUGGUAGUGUUGGUUUCGGACUCAACCCGAAUGAUUGACCUGCAAAUUAAAGUAUAACCGCUAAAGGAAAAGAGACUGUGUGUCACACAGGGUGCAGUGAGUAGUUCGUCUGGAUCAUGUUGUUUAAGUCACGUUUAUAGAGAGCUUAUUAAACGUCGCUGCAGUGCAUUGUAAUGCGCGUGCUCAGCACCGUGCUGUCCCCGCGGACUCGUGUCUCUCUCUUCACCCGGACCCGAGCCGCUUCAUCUGGGACCAUGCAGAUAACAGAGCCGCUAAACUUCUGGGGCGGAAAUCGAGUCAGAAUCGAGGGUGAGACCGGAUCAGAGCCGGUCUACGAGCCUGCGACAGGAUGUGUGUUGUGUCAGCUGCAGCCUUGCCGGACGGAGCAGGUAGACCAGGCCGUGAGCAGCGCCCACUCCGCUUUCACACGCUGGAGUAAGAUGGCCGGAAUGGAGCGAGCCGGGAUCAUGCUGGAGGCAGCGCGACUCAUCCAGAAAAGAAGAGAAGAGAUCGCUGAGGUGGAGGUGACCAACAACGGCAAGUCCAUCACCGAAGCACGGCUGGACGUUGACUCAGCCCGGCUGUGUAUCGAAUAUUUCGCCGGUCUCGCCACGACUAUGUCGGGGCAGCAUGUGCAGCUCGCAGGAGGAGCUUUUGCUUACACGCGCCGGGAGGCGUUGGGAGUGUGUGUGGGAAUCGGAGCCUGGAAUUACCCGUUCCAGAUCGCGGCAUGGAAGUCUGCUCCGGCUCUCGCAUGUGGGAACUCGAUGGUGUUCAAGCCGUCUCCGGUGACCCCGGUGAGUGCGGUGCUGCUGGCAGAGAUCUACAAACAGGCUGGAGUUCCUGAGGGUUUGUUUAAUGUGGUGCAGGGAGCUCAGGAAACAGGCACUCUGCUGUGCCGACACCCCACCGUGGCCAAGGUCUCCUUCACCGGGAGCGUGCAAACCGGCAAGAAGAUAAUGGAAAUGGCGUCCAAAGGCGUGAAGCCGGUGACUCUGGAGCUCGGUGGCAAAUCUCCACUGAUCAUCUUCGAGGAUUGUAACCUGGAGAACGCGAUCAGGGGAGCGCUAAUGGCCAAUUUCCUUUCUCAGGGCCAGGUGUGCAGUAACGGGACGCGAGUGUUCGUGCACAGGUCUAUCCUCGCCCGGUUUCUGGAGGAGGUGGUGAGGAGAACCAAAGCCAUCCGGAUCGGAGAUCCCUUGCUGGAGGACACGCGUAUGGGGGCGCUGGUCAGCCGGGAGCACCUACACAAAGUGCUGGGAUACGUGGAACAAGCCAAGAGGGAGGGAGCUCGAGUGCUGUGUGGAGGAGAGCCGUUCACACCAGCUGACCCUAAACUGAAAGACGGAUAUUACAUGACUCCCUGUGUGCUUGACAACUGCACAGACGACAUGACGUGUGUCAGAGAGGAAAUCUUCGGGCCCGUGAUGUCGGUGUUGACCUUCGACUCAGAGGACGAAGUUCUUCACAGGGCUAACGACACCACCAUGGGUCUGGCUGCUGGAGUUUUCACUAAAGACAUUCAGAGAGCACACAGAGUGAUCGAGAACCUGCAGGCCGGCUCCUGCUUCAUCAACAACUACAACCUCACGCCUGUGGAGGUGCCGUUCGGAGGCUAUAAAACCUCAGGUAUAGGAAGAGAAAACGGCCAGGUGACCAUCGAGUACUACUCUCAGCUCAAGACUGUGGUGGUUGAAAUGGGAGACGUGGACAGUCUCUUUUGAACAAACGGAGAACAUACAUGAGAUACCUUCUGCGACUCGGUCUAACACGCGACAGUCUGCUUCGUAAAGAUAAGUCGCUUGGUAAUGAACUGUCGUAUAAGGAACGGUCUUAAAAUCAGGUGAUAGCUACUUCUAUGAUCUCUAGGCUUUGUUUCACUCACAGCAGAUGUUUGCCGUGUGUAAUGGAGACAUAAAUGCACUCAAUUUAGACACUGGAAAGGUAACGUUACGUCCUGGUGUUAUUAUGGAUCUGCUCACAGGAUCGUCCAGCACGAAGACUUAUACUGUUCAGAUAUCUGUAAAUGGACAUUAAAAAUGUUUUAAUGAUAAAUAAUUUAUUAAUUAUUUUAUUUUGAAUAUGUGCUGCUACAGAUUCUACAAAGUGCCUUACUACAAUAAGGGAAAAAAUCCUGGCGUAAUUUAUUAUACAGCCCAGUAUUCAUGUAUUUAAUUAUUUGCUUAUUAAUUAUUAAUACCUUAUGGUAUUGUGACUCUACUAGUAUAGUGUAACUGUACCAGUGUAUUGUCUUAGUACACUGAUCAGGCAUAACACUGUGAGCAGUGCCAGGUGAAGUGAAUAACGCUGAUCUCCUCAUCAUGGCACCUGUUAGUGGGUGGGAUAUAUCAGGCAGCAAAGGCUGGCCCGUGUGAUCCGAUCCAACAGACGAGCUACUGUUGCUCAAAUUGCUGAAGACGUUAAUGCUGGUUCUGAUAGAAAGGUGUCGGAAUACACAGUGCAGGACGGGUCAGAGCUGUUUUGGCAGCACCAACACAAUAUUAGGCAGGUGGUCAUAAUGUUAUGCCUGAUCGGUGUAUUUUCCCUAUGUAUGAUGACAUUUGAACAAAUAAACAACGCCGUUUCCUUCGGCAGGUUCAGUCAUUCUUAUUAUAAUGAUUUAAAUUAUGGCGAAACAG